Trichobilharzia regenti is the source of this 2196-nucleotide messenger RNA. NCBI's taxonomy places the organism in Eukaryota, Metazoa, Platyhelminthes, Trematoda, Strigeidida, Schistosomatidae. The record is from the annotation of a GenBank genome assembly.
CUUCAGUCUUCAUUAUGCUCAGUAUUUUGCAUAUAGCAAUCCAUUCGGUUGGUAUUUUCAUUCUGGGUUACUUAUUCGUCUAUCAAACAAGAUGAAAUGAUUAUUGUCCUAGAGUAUUCAAGCUUCAGCCAUUCCAAAAGUAAAAACAAAGUGGCUGGUAUCUGUUCUUUUGACGAACUUCAGAUAUAUAUUAGACACUAGAUAGUAUAUUAUUUAAAUAUGUUAGGGAAUCGAUUGGAAAGAAAUCGAUAAUGUUCAUUCUAUAACGUACUCCAGACAUAUAUUUUAUAACAUUACUCAUAUAAUAGUCUUUACAGUACUUGUAUUAUUUGAUUUUUACUUUGAUAUUGUUUCUCUUACUUAUAACUGCUUUUACGUUGUAAUUUUUUAUAAGUAUUAAGUAAUUACAUUGUAUAACUCUUAAACAUUUUAUUAUAUAGAAAGGAUUAGUUAUCCACUGUUGAUCGAUCUCAUUAUAAUUAUAAAUUUUCAACAUGGCUGCCUCAUAUUUUCUUUUUGCAAUGUACACAAGGUACAUCCCAUUGUCAAUUAUACAAACAGCAGUAAACAGAUAUCUGGAAAAUGCAAAGAAUAAAUUAGACAAAUAUUUAAACCAGAAAUAUGCGACAGCAUCAAAUGUAAUAAUUGAAAGUUUGCCUAGCAUUAGUGGUUUGCCUCUGUCAGCGUUUUUGAAUCGUAUGCUAGGUAUUGCACCAUUGGUUCAACCAGCAAAUACAUCAAUUGAAAAUAUUCUAGGUGAAAUAUGUGAGAAACUCUCCACCCAAGAUGUGGAAGCUUCUGAGACAAUUAGAAAAACUCCGUAUGAUGAGAAAAUUAGUGCACUUCGCACACUUUGUCAAAUUUCUGCCAAUCCUGAUAAUCGUCAAGCAUUUGAAGAAUGGUUAAAUAUGCACAGCGGUUUAAUGAAUGAAUGCAUCGCCAGCACUCUAUCUACGGAACAUCGUGACUUAAUACAAGAGGCAUGUUAUACUGUUGCCUAUUUAGCGCGUGUGUACAGAUUUAAAAUGUAUGAUAAAAUUGAAGUUGUAAUAGCCACGUUGGUCAGAACAUUAGCAGUAUUAUUAUUACCAUGGGAGAAUUAUGUUGAACAGUACCGUGAAGCUAAAGAACGACACAACGAUAUGGAGUUAGCGCGUGGACGUUCCAUUUUAUUUCAUUAUCCACAAAUGCAGUGUUCAUUUUCUGAAGCAAGUCACCGUGUAAUAGGUUGUAUUUAUUAUACACUAGGCGAUCUGAUAUUUAGUUUACCAUCGCCAAAAUUAAUUUGUUUUUUUGAAUGUCGUAUAUUUCGUCGUAAAGAAAUGACAAGGACUUUACUCUUCACUAUACUGCACGUGAUUAUAUUAAAUUUGUCUGAAUUGCGCUCAGAAGCUGAGAAACUAUCAAGUGAAGAAGGAACAAUAUCUGUUACAGAACCAUCAGGUGGUAAAAAAUAUCAGAUUCAUAGUGAGGCUAUGUGGAAUGAACUACCAGCAAAUCUGUACUCAGAUAUAAUACGAGUUUAUAAUGAUCGUAACCGAACGAAUAAAGUUAUGAUAACUGAAAUUAUGGCUAUGCUUAGGGCUGAGGCACCAGAAAAACUUCCAUUAUUUGAAGAAGCAACACUGAAAGCAUUAGAACUAUACACUGGUGGAAGUGCUGGACGUGUCGGUGAGACUUAUCAAAUAGGCAGAACAGCAGGUCGAGAAAAUGAUGUCUCUGGGACAAGUAGUGGACGGCGUGGCAGAUCGAACCUAACACAUGAUACAAGUGGACUGACGACAAAACCUACUGCAACAUCACAGAUAACAACUGAUAAGGCUAGAAAAAGUGGACAUAGUUCAAAUGAACUAUCUCUAAUUGAGGCACAGAAAAAGUCUGAUGACGUUUCAGAUGAGUCGAGUGACUUCAGUACCUCUUCAAACACAUACAGUACAGUAUUUACAAGAACCGAUAGUCAUCUGCAACGAAAGUCUUUCAUUCCUCCAAAAUUACCAAAUUUAAUUCCACCGAAAAAUCCUCGUAAAAAAGACUGACUGAUCAGCAAAUUUUAUCUGAAUAAAUUUAAUGAUCAAUCAGAAAAACAAGGAACAGGAUUCAGAUUAUUUAAAACAGCUGGCAAAUGUUCCUUUGUUCAAAUUGGACUAUCCAUUUGGAAAUACAAAUGGUUAAUACUAUUAAAAUAAGCAUAAUAAA